Messenger RNA from Trichomonas vaginalis G3, 1566 nucleotides. RefSeq names its product spectrin binding. The transcript has a single exon. NCBI's taxonomy places the organism in Eukaryota, Parabasalia, Trichomonadida, Trichomonadidae. Bases 1 to 1566 code for a protein of 521 amino acids. Gene Ontology annotation, molecular function: protein binding. The record is from RefSeq and is a predicted model, not a curated record.
AUGGAUUCGGAAAGUCAAAAGAAGUAUAAUGAUUUCAUAGACACAUAUGAGAGACUGUAUCACUUAAACUCUUCGGAAUCACAUAAUGAAAUACUAAAUUCAAUGAUAGAUUGCUUAGUUAACAAGUAUAAUAUUUCAAAGUACCUUCUCAUUAAGAGUUUACUCACUGCAAUCAAAUUCAAUUAUAAGUCAAUUGUUCUUUAUUCCAUAAUAUUGAACCAAAUAUUGACAAAAUUUUCAAUUCCAUCAUCUUAUGUUCUUAAUAAUUUCCCAGAUCUAUUAAAUAACAAUGAAUUUGUUGUCACAAUGAAAUUUCCACAAUGGGAUGAAUUCGAUGAUAUAAUUAUGUAUGAUAGAAUUGAAAAAUUCAAAAAUAUUGCAUUAGAAAGAGACAUCGAAAAAUUAAAUAUGACUAUUCCUAACUUUUCAUCUAAUAGUAUCCUUGAAAAUUGCGCUUAUUUUGGAUCAGUUAAUAUCUUUUCUUUUAUUAUAAUGAAUUAUUCACCAACAAUUACUGCUAAAUGUCUUGAAAAUGCUAUUAUUAGUGGAAAUACAGAUAUCAUUAACGAAUGCUUGAAAUAUCAAACAUUAUUUCCAUGUUGCAUAAAUUAUGCUAUUGCUUCACAUAACAACACUUUUCUUCAACAUAUGUUAACACAUGAUUUGAUUGAUGCUAAAGACUUUGAUUAUCAAUUAGUAAUUGAUUCACAAAACUUGAAAUCAGUAUUUCUUUUGUUCGAGAAGGACAAGAAACUUAUUGUUCCAUGGUGUUCAGCUUUUCAACAAACAUAUGAGAUUAUUAAAAAUGGAAAUCUUGAUUUAACGAAAACUGUCGAAGAUAAUAAAACAAUUCUUCAUUUUGCAGCAGAAUUCAAUUGCUUAGAAACAUGUAAGUUCUUAAUAUCAUCAUGCAAGAUUAAUGUUAAUACAUCUAGUUUUACUCAAAGAACUCCUCUUCAUUAUGCAGCUGUUAGAAAUAGUUAUGAAACAUCAGAGUUUCUACUUACAAAAAAAGCGAAUGUCAAUGCCAAAGAUAUUUUUGGAUUUACUCCUUUACAUUUUGCAGCAAGAGAUAGUUCAAAAGAACUUGUGCAACUGUUUAUUUCUCAUGGUGCAAAUGUCGAAAUUAAAAAUGAUUUCGGAUAUGAUGCAUUACUAUAUUCUGUAGAGCAAAAUAAUGAAAAAAUUGCAGAAAUUCUAAUUAAUAAUGGCGCAAAUAUUAAUCAAGAAUAUUAUACACGUGGAACUCCUGCUUUCCAUCAUGCAAAUAAAAAUUAUGAUUGCAAUGUGAACGGAUAUACAGUGCUUCACAAGGCAGCACAGCUAAAUUAUAAAGAUAUAAUGGCUUUUCUACUUUCUCAUGGGGCAAAUAUUAAUGCAGUAACUAGUCUUGGGGAGACUGCUCUUCAUAUUGCAGCAAAAUAUGAUAGCAAAGAUGCAGUAGAACUCCUUAUUUUUCAAGGUAUCGAUGUAUCUGCAAAAAACAAAGAUAAUCAAACUGCAUAUCAGUAUACUAUUCUAUAUAAUAGUAAGCAUAUUGAAAAAAAUUAUUUGUUAUACGCUUAA